Molecule: messenger RNA, 690 nt
Organism: Aspergillus mulundensis
Lineage: Eukaryota; Fungi; Ascomycota; Eurotiomycetes; Eurotiales; Aspergillaceae
Product: putative di-, tri-valent inorganic cation transporter
Exons: 3
Coding region: 1-690 (229 amino acids)
Biological process (GO): intracellular zinc ion homeostasis; zinc ion transmembrane transport
Cellular component (GO): membrane
Molecular function (GO): zinc ion transmembrane transporter activity
Source: RefSeq, a predicted model, not a curated record
AUGGAGAUUCUCAGGGGCAAGUUGAUCUCGAACAGCAACGGGAAGCGGAAAGCAGAGCCAAGGUCUGUUCUCUCGAUGAAUGCAUCCUCUGCUCCACUGACCAUCGACCAGCAUCAUGACCACAGGCACCUGGACCACAAAGAAGCUCCCGUCUUUGGUGGGCACGACUUGAACAUGGUCGGCGUGCUUCUUCAUGUGCUCGGGGAUGCUGCCAACAAUUUGGGGGUCAUGGCUGCGGCACUGGUCAUUUGGCUGACUCGAUAUGAGGCGAGGUAUUAUGCUGAUCCCGCUACCAGCUUAGGCAUCGCCGCCAUGAUCUGCCUCUCUGCCCUUCCACUCAUUCGAGAAUCCGGUCUUGUCUUACUCGAAAGUGCACCGAAAGGACUUGACCCUGUUAAUGUGAAGCAUGACCUGGAGAAGAUCCCCGGCGUCCUAGCUAUCCAUGAGCUGCAUAUCUGGCGCCUCAGCCAGCAUAAAGUUCUCGCUUCAGUUCAUGUCGCCAUGUUAGACCAGUCGGUAUCGGAGUUUUCAGAGCUGUCGCGAACAAUCAAGGAGUGCUUCCACGCGUGGGGAGUACAUUCGGUCUCUAUCAUGCCUGAAACGGCCCUGACCCAGAUGUCAGAGAAUUACAUUGAUGAAUGUCAGUCCAAAUGCAGCUCGUUUUGCAAGGAAUUGGCGUGUUGUGGAUAG